AUGCACCAAGCAUUUGAAUCUGUACGACAAACCCUUCUUGUUGAUGAUUCACUUACAGAAAAUGAAAGAAAUGAAGCAAUAAUAAUAACCUCUAAAAUUUACGAUACUUAUAAAAUUAUUAAUAAUGAAGGAACGAAAAGAAUUUGUGAAAAUUGUAACCAAGAAUGUUUAGCUACAACAUAUUGUGAACUUUGUGUUCGAAAUUAUUUAAAAGAAAAUUUUUCAAAUUGGACAUCCGGAAAUGAUGCUGUUGAUAAUUUAAUAAAAGAAUGUCAAUUGAAUACAUUAGAACCAAUAAAGACAAUAGAAUGGAUUCCAUAUAAUCAUUUGGAAGAUAUUAAAUAUUUAACAAAAGGCGGGUGUUCUGAAAUUUACACAGCAAUUUGGAUUGAUAAAAGAUAUGAUGAGUGGGAUUCUAGAGAACAACGAUUAAAAAGAAUUGAAAAACCUGGAUUUGUACAAAGUGUAAUACUUAAAGGAUUGGAAAAUGUUGAAAAUGCAAGCCUUAAUUGGUUUGAAGAGGCUACAGCCCAUUUAAUUUUGAACGUCCAAAGUAAUGAUAAAAUCGAAACAAUGCAAAAGGAGGAAGAUAAACAUUAUACUAAUGUUAAAGAACUCCAAAGUAAUUAUAAAAUUGAAACAAUGCUAAAGCAAGGAGAGAAACAUUAUAAUAUUGAUGACAUCCAAAGUAGUUAUAAAAUUGAAACAAUGCAAAAACAAGAAGAAAAACAUCAUAUUAAUGUUGAUGACAUCCAAAGUAGUUAUAAAAUUGAAAUGAUGCAAAAACAAGAGGAGAAACACUAUCCUAAUGUUGAUGACGUCCAAAGUAAUUAUAAAAUCGAAACAAUGCAAAACCAAGAAGAAAAACAUUAUACUAAUGUUGAAGACGUCCAAAGUAGUUAUAAAAUUGAAACAAUGCAAAAGCAAGAAGAGAAAUACUACCCUAAAUUUGAAGACGUCCAAAUUAAUUAUAAAAUUGAAACAAUGCAAAAGCAAAUUAAAGUUGAUGAUGAAUCGAAACUUCCUAAAUGUAAGAAUGGCAAGAAACAUGUCUUAAGACAACUUUGGUGUUUUAAAACAUGUUUUGCAUGUUUUGAAAGAUGUUUUAAACCGUUCAGUAAAUAAUAUUGUAUUGCAAAUGAAUUAUAUAAAUUAAGCAUUAUUAUAUCUGAAAUUUUAUUAUUAUUAUUAUAAAUUAUUU
Molecule: messenger RNA, 1201 nt
Organism: Rhizophagus irregularis DAOM 181602=DAOM 197198
Lineage: Eukaryota; Fungi; Glomeromycota; Glomeromycetes; Glomerales; Glomeraceae
Source: RefSeq, a predicted model, not a curated record